CUAUAAAAUGACGUUUGUAUCAAUCUUUUGAUGAUUGCACCGGAAGAGGAAAUCAGAAGUCCAACGUGACAUCGGAAGUAGUUGCGCGCUGCUACACAACAACUCAAAGCGACAAACAGCAUACAAUAUAAUAUAUACGUUAUUCUAAUUUUUGUCAGUCGUGUGUAUUUAAGGUGAAGGUAACGAAUAUUUGGAGUUCUUUCAGGGAUUUAAGAGAAACCGAAACUGGCCCCUCCGCUCCCCGUCACCAUGCCUGCCCUGUUGGAGAGACCGAAACUGUCCAACGCCAUGGCCAGAGCUUUACACAAACACAUCAUGAGGGAGAGAGAGCGCAAGAGACAAGAGGAGGAAGAAGUGGACAAAAUGAUGGAACAGAAGAUGAAAGAGGAAGAAGAGAGGAAAAGGACAAAAGAGAUGGAGGAAAGAAUGUCACUGGAGGAAACAAAAGAGCAGGUACAGAAGAUGGGAGAGAAACUGCAGGGUUUGCAGGAGGAGAAACAUCAGCUCUUCCUGCAACUUAAAAAAGUCCUUCAUGAAGAGGAAAAGCGACGAAGAAAGGAGCAAAGUGAUAUUACAACACUGACUUCAGCCAGUUACCAAUCCAGCAUACCUCUGCACUCAGGACAGCACCUGCUCAGCUUGCAAGGCAGUCCUGUGAGUCACAGUAGGCCUGGAGGUCUGUUGGCAGAACGUGGUAAACAGUUGUUUCAGACACCUGGUAUCCCUGGCCGUCACUUCCCUGGUCAACCUGCUUUCGCUCCAGGAUCUACUGAGCAUGCUCAGUUUGCAGCCAGCCCUGCAGUUCAUGAGGCGUAUGCAGUCACGCAGGCUCAGCACCCUUCCACCUACGGCCCAGCUGCAUCGGUCCCCAUCAGCUUCUCAGGAACGCAGAUCAGGGCCGGUGCUUCAGCUUUCCAGACCAUGCCCUACCUGCCCCAUCAGCCACAGGGUUACGCUGUCCACAGCCACUUUGCUUCCCAGCCAGGAUUCCUCCCCAGUGCCGGUAUACCCCUUCAGAAGCAGCUGGAGCAUGCCAAUCAGCAGUCUGGCUUCACUGACUCGGGUGCCCUGAGGCCAAUGCAUGCACAGGCUCUACAUGUAAGUGCGGCAGGACUGCUGCCUACACCUUCACUGGCUGUUCAAAUUCCUGCCGCAAAGGCCCCAUUUCAGAGCUCUCCUCAGCCAGCUCCCCGUCACACUUUCCUCUCCCACCCACAAGCUGGACAGAGAUUCUAUCACCAUAGCAAGUAACCAAAAGCGGACCACAUAAAAAAAAUCUCAACAUGUGAGAGUAACCAAAAUGACCAUCACACUGGGUUAGAAAGGGUCAGAUAACGUUUAUAAGGUCUGAUUUGGAUGGUCUCAAAAAUAUAAAUACACUUUUCAUAUAGAGAUUUUGUGGGUUCUCUUAAAAAGAUGGGGGGGGGGGGGGGGGGGGGUUCCAUCUAUGAAGCAUUGCUCACUGGAUUUUUCUUUUGUAUAAUGGAUACAUCUGUUGUCAAAAGUGAUUAGACCUCAUAGAUUUAAGACAUUUGUUCAAGUAUGAUAGAACUGUCUAGGUAGCUCUUGUCAGUUUUGUUCAGACUGAAUAAAAAUAUACUUUUAUGUGUGAA
This is a messenger RNA of Pangasianodon hypophthalmus (striped catfish), 1613 nucleotides long. Its product is annotated as G protein pathway suppressor 2. The record is from RefSeq and is a predicted model, not a curated record. Gene Ontology annotation, biological process: regulation of transcription by RNA polymerase II. Gene Ontology annotation, molecular function: transcription coregulator activity. Lineage: Eukaryota; Metazoa; Chordata; Actinopteri; Siluriformes; Pangasiidae. The transcript has 11 exons. Gene Ontology annotation, cellular component: transcription regulator complex. Bases 250 to 1251 code for a protein of 333 amino acids.